CAAAUACAGAGCGUCCUCCAUCGCUACUUGCUUUCGCUUUGUACGGAAUUUUCCCACGUUCAACAAUCUUCUAGCAAUAUGGCUGCCUCACUUGAAUCCUCAGUCGCCUCUCUCCAAUCCUCCCUCCAACUAGUCGAUUCCUCAAUCUCAAUCCUAGACUCCGGCAUCAGCGACUUCCCUCGAAUGACAAAGGUCCUGCAAACAACACGACACUUCGAACUCCUCCCAGAACCCACAAUCCGAGACGCCCAACAAUCCCUCCUUGACGAAAUCACCCCAAGCAUCGCACACCUCCUCUCCCUCGCAACAAACCAUGUCGAAAAACUCUCUCGUCGCGAGGAAGGCUUGCGUGCAAAAUGCGAGUUGCAAGAGGGGCGGAUGAACUCCAGUGAGAGCCGACAGAACGCAUCUCGUCCAACCAAAAGCGCCGCUCGAGGCAGUGCGGGACAGGGUGCUUCUGCGGCGAAAGCGCUGGAGUUGAGACGGUUGGUUCAGAAGAAAGAGCGCCUUAAGUAUGCGGUCGAGCGUCUGGAGUUGCAGAGUACGCAGAGGGAGCGCCAGUUGCGGAAGAGUAUGGCCUUUCAGUGAUUGGGUCUUGAUUGGUUUGAAUCAAGCCGGCAUAUUUAUUCUCUGAUGUUGCUGCACUUGUCGGCGGCAUCGAUAUGUUGUCUAUUUUGAUGAUUUAAGGCUGUGUUCCGUUCUGGCAUAUUCAGCCGACCCCAAAUCCGCCGCGCCGCUACGAAGUAGCAACGCAGGCCUGUGUGCUGGGGGUUAUUUGUACUCCCGGAUCCCCUUCGCGAGCUGGUCUUCUUGAAAACCGCUACAAGUCGCAAGGCCCCUCACCCGCGCUUCCACUUGGAAGUAGGAGCCAAGGUAGGAACCUUUUUUCUUACAGAUGGGCGCGAACAUAUAUCGAGAGGCAUUCCAAAGUGGUAUUGAGAGAAGAGCCCAAUUAGAGGUAUAAUAAUAGCUAUGUUACAGUGGCUUUUGCGCCUAUUGUACAGUAUAUGAUACAAAUCCAUCCUUUUCAAGUCCGUAUAAUGCCAAUGACGCCUCCAAAAUGCAAAAUC
Messenger RNA from Aspergillus versicolor CBS 583.65, 1070 nucleotides. RefSeq names its product DASH complex subunit SPC19. Gene Ontology annotation, biological process: attachment of spindle microtubules to kinetochore. Gene Ontology annotation, cellular component: DASH complex; spindle microtubule. Bases 79 to 588 code for a protein of 169 amino acids. The record is from RefSeq and is a predicted model, not a curated record. The transcript has 2 exons. NCBI's taxonomy places the organism in Eukaryota, Fungi, Ascomycota, Eurotiomycetes, Eurotiales, Aspergillaceae.